This is a messenger RNA of Symbiodinium natans, 1617 nucleotides long. NCBI's taxonomy places the organism in Eukaryota, Dinophyceae, Suessiales, Symbiodiniaceae. The record is from the annotation of a GenBank genome assembly.
AUGGGGCAAGGCUCUCCCACACUGUUGUGCGAUCGGUCCAAAACAGAUGAGGAAUACAAAUCUUCCCUGUUGGCAGUCCUUGCAGCGGCUGGGAUAUGUGCCGUAGCUAAGCAGCCAUCCAAGCGGGCGAGAAAAGACUUGCCAUUUGCGCGGCCUUCGCAGCGGGGAAGCUUAUCCAGUGCGCUGAAUGCCGCGUUGCCUGAAAACCAGGAAGAUGCUUUGGCAGAACUUUUCGAGGACAUCUGGGCACGCAGCAACUUGGCGUCGGGAGACGCCCGAUGGCGAACGUGGACAAGACUCUGUAGGGCCUGGAGAGUUGAUGCCCUGCCUCUCACUCGAGAUGUUGUUGAGAAAGUUUCUGCUUCAUUGAAACGUGGUGGUUAUCGCAGUGCGCGGCAAUAUUUUUCGCAAGCUCGUCGUCAGCAUGUGCUGCACACAGGGAAACAAGUUCCUGCCGACGUGGAGUUGUGCAUGCGCGACAUGACCAGAAGUCUCGAGCGUGGCCUGGGCGGCCCUGCUCUGAAAGAUGCGUUUCGCCUGGAGUCGCUCGAGCUCCCUCACCCAGAAGAAGAUGUGCCUGUCAGCGCGCGGACGCAGACUACUGUGGUGGUGCUUGGCUGUUGGUUCCUUCUUAGAGAAAUCGAAGUUGCGGCUCUGAAGGUGAAGUACUUUGUGGUUGACGAGAAGUCGCAGACUGUGAGUUUAACGUUGCAGUCCAGCAAAACUGACACGCAGGGUGACUUGGUGAUGCGAUGCCAUGCGUGCUAUUGUCAGGUCAUGCCGGCCAACUUGUGCCCUUUCCAUGUCGCAAAGGCCUUCGUCAGCCUGCUCCCGCAAGAUCCAGAGGCGCCCGCGUUCUCCAACAGCGAGGGCAGCGUCCUGUCCAAGGAAGAGUCAGUGCAGAUGAUUCGGGACGUGCUAGCUAACAGUGACGUCGAACUCACUCGUGCAGGCAUGGCAGGAGAAGUGCAACGCUUUGGUGGUCAUUGUCUUCGUGUAAGUGGAGCUCAGUUCUUGUCUCGCUGCAGCAUCCCCCUCUCCACAAUCAUGUUGCUCGGACGAUGGGGUUCUCGAAGUGUUGAAAGAUACGUCCAAGAAGCAGCCUUGGAGAGCUUUGUAGUGACCGCACCGCGCGGAAUUGGUGCUGGACAACCAGGUAGCCAGUCGCUGUCUGAAGAAUCGCAGCUUGAUCAUGGCAUGGCCACAUCCUCGGAGAUGCCUUCGACGCCGGCGCCUUCAACUGAUACAAGAAUCGGUGAGGACGUGGAAGAGCAAAUCGAGAGAGCCAACAAGCAGCUACAAGAACUGUCGUUGAAAGUGGAGCAACUCCAGCAACGCCCGGAGCUUGUGAUUGGCAAGAAAGCCCAUGCAAGAGAUCAGAACGAGCUCACGCUGCUGCCCCGUAUGUGGAAGGCUCGCUGUGGCUGGCCAUAUGGCGGAGCGACUUUCCGCCGAGCAGGUCUGGACACGCAAGUUCAGAGAUGUAAGAAAUGCUUCCCUAGCAGCUCGUGCCAAGAGCCAGAGUCAAUGCCUGACUCUAAUACAGACUCGGAUACAGAAGAGUCAUCGAGUCGCUCCAGCAGUGAGUGCUCUUCGGGCAAGCAGCCUGGCAAGUGA